Molecule: messenger RNA, 1918 nt
Organism: Talaromyces stipitatus ATCC 10500
Lineage: Eukaryota; Fungi; Ascomycota; Eurotiomycetes; Eurotiales; Trichocomaceae
Product: cytochrome P450, putative
Exons: 5
Coding region: 163-1566 (467 amino acids)
Molecular function (GO): oxidoreductase activity, acting on paired donors, with incorporation or reduction of molecular oxygen; heme binding; monooxygenase activity
Source: RefSeq, a predicted model, not a curated record
AUUGCAGUUUUAUAUACAGUUUCGCAGGCCAAUUUUCGAUGUUUUUUCCCUCCGAGAGAAAUACUCGACACAUUUCACACCAUCCAUUCAUUUUGUUAGAACCAGCUCGAGAUACCAGUAUCUAGCUAACAGCAUACUCACGAAAACGUCUCUCACAGGUGAAUGUCUCACACAUUCCAUUGUCCGCAGCCAUUACUUGUCAUGAUUGCACUCACAAUCUUCCGCUAUGCGACUCUUGCGAUCGCUUUGAUUGUUGGUUUCGUGAUAUUGAAGGCAAUAUACAAUGUCUUCUUUCACCCUCUCCGAAACUUCCCUGGUCCUCUUAGGUAUAGGGCGUCACGCAUUUUCUGGGUUCUCGACCUUAUUGAGGGGCGUCAAAUAUACACAAUUGACCAAUUCCACAAGCGGUACGGGCCCGUUGUGAGAACUGCCCCCGAUGAGCUUUCCUUCACCAUCCCGGAAGCCUGGAGAGAUAUUUAUGGCCACCGUGUUGGUCUUGUAUCCGGCCUUCCAGAGAUCCCUAAAUGGCCGUUGUUUUACAAAUUUACCAAGCAGGAUGUUUCUAUAUUCAACGCUCCCCAGGGUCAACACGGUACUCUCCGACGAGCUCUAGCUCACGGGUUUUCUGAGAAGAGUACCCGGGCGCAAGAAAGCAUAAUUGGCGGAUACGUCGACCUACUAGUAACGCGGCUCAAGGAGGUUGCAGAUAGCAAAGCACCCGCCAAUAUGGUUCAGUGGUACAACUAUACGACAUUUGACAUUGUCGGCGACUUAGUCUUUGGUAAUUCUUUCCACUGCCUGGACAACGCCAACUAUCAUCCAUGGGUCUCUCUUUUUGCCGAUUCAACAAGACAGAACUCUAUUUUUGUAGGCUUGAAGAUAUUGGGGCUUGAUUUCCUCGCUUUGGCAACUAUGCCCCUCGUCAUCAGGAACAUGAUCAAACACUUCAACCUGACGAAAGAGUGGCUACGAGAGCGGAGAAAGCUAGGUACCGACAGAGGUGACUUGAUUGAAGGGCUGUUGAAGAAGGAGGGAGAAGGAAUCAAUUUUGAUGAGAUCCACGGGACAUCCAUGGGCCUCAUCUUCGCCGGAUCCGAAACGACUGCGACACUAUUGAGUGGUGUUACCUACUUGCUGCUACAGAACCCUAAGACACUAGCCAAGGUCACAAUGGAAGUGCGAUCAUCAUUCAAGUCUGACAAGGAAAUCACGCUCCUCUCAGUCCAAAAUCUCGACUACAUGCUGGCCUGCCUUGACGAGGCGUUCCGGCUAUAUCCCCCCGUUGGCAUCGGUCUGCCUCGACAGAUUCCCAAAGGCGGAGUUAAAAUCGCCGGCAUCUAUGUUCCAGAAGGCUCCAUCGUAGAUGUACCGCAGUAUGCCAUCCACCGUAGCCCCGACCAUUGGACAGAACCAGAGAGCUUCCAUCCCGAGAGGUUCCUCGGGGACUCUCGUUUUGCCAGUGACAAAGUUGAGACGCUACAGCCCUUUGCUGUCGGACCUCGAAACUGCAUCGGGAGAAAGUUAGUGGACCAACCUAUUCUUAAACACACCGAGUCUAUCAAUUAACCAGUUUGCCCCUCUUCUAGUCUUGCCUACGCAGAAAUGAGGCUCAUUCUCGCCCGUGUGCUUUAUAACUUUGACUUGAAAAUGGACCCCAGCUGCUCAGGAUGGUUAGAUGGUCAGAAAUCUCACGCACUCUGGGUAAAGCCACCGCUGAAGGUUCAAUUGACUCCCACAAAGGCUACAUCAUAAUUUAUUGGAAACCAAGCUGCUACCAGAUAGUAGUUAAUUCAUCUUGACGUUUUUUAUUUAUGCAAUGCAAUGCUCUUCUCGAGCUGUACCUAUUUGAUUGGGAGGGUCUUUGAUAGACAAGAAGUAGAGUCACUAGUCUCACAUUGACCAUGCUUAUUUCAUUGAU